This is a messenger RNA of Drosophila pseudoobscura, 602 nucleotides long. It is a transcript of the gene Sfp53D, whose product is annotated as Seminal fluid protein 53D. Bases 28 to 582 code for a protein of 184 amino acids. The transcript has a single exon. The record is from RefSeq and is a predicted model, not a curated record. NCBI's taxonomy places the organism in Eukaryota, Metazoa, Arthropoda, Insecta, Diptera, Drosophilidae.
UUAUUGUCGCUUUUCGCUGCUGCCGCAAUGAAGUCUUUCAUCCUUGUGGCACUUUGCUGGCUCUCGAUAAAGCUGGUGAGCGCGCAUCCGGCUGUUCCCUGUCAUGGCACUACCUACUUCGACUGUUACCAUUACUGCUACGGCAGCUGCCGCGGCCUCGAGUGCUUCCAUCGCUGUCAAAGCGGCUGUGGCUGCGAGGAGGCAUUCAUCGUGAGGAAUAAUGGCGCGUGCUGGAAGGUGGAGGUGUGCCAAGUCGGCGACGAUGAUGAGGACCCGGGGGACGCUCAUGACGGAAAACGUAGGAAGAAAGUCGUGCCGCCCAUGCUCUCAGAGGCGGGAUUACCACCCGAGCCAAAGAAAGCUAAAAAGAAUUUUGGGCGUCAGAUGCCGUCGGAAUAUGACCUUGGUAUUGGCGAUGGUAACAAUUUUGGCGAUGGUAAUGCUAUUGGCGAUGGUGAUCACAAUGGUGACCCAAAUGGUGAUUACAACGGUGACUACAAAGGUAAUGAAUAUUAUUCAGAGUCAGUGAGAGACAUUGAUUCUGCUGGUUUUCCUGAGCUUAGUGAUGAUUAUAGCUAUUAAAGCAUCUAUUUUCCUCAGAA